Molecule: messenger RNA, 1488 nt
Organism: Aspergillus tanneri
Lineage: Eukaryota; Fungi; Ascomycota; Eurotiomycetes; Eurotiales; Aspergillaceae
Exons: 1
Coding region: 1-1488 (495 amino acids)
Molecular function (GO): aldehyde dehydrogenase (NAD+) activity
Source: RefSeq, a predicted model, not a curated record
AUGUCCAUCCCCCAUUUCUCCAACUGGGUCAACGGUGAGCAUGCCACUGCAACUCCCGUCCGAAUUCCCGUCAUCAACCCGGCCACCGAGACCCCCAUCGCCAGCAUCGACGCCACAGCCCGCGAAGCCGUCGACGCUAUUGUCACCUCCUGCCUCGAGACCUUCCACUCCGGUCCAUGGUCCCAAUCCGAUGGCUCUGAGCGAUUCACCGUUCUCUCCACGGCUGCGCGGCUUCUACGCGCCAGCGUCCCGGAAUUCGUCGAACUUGAAACCCGCCAGACGGGACGUCCGAUCCGCGAAAUGCGCGCACAGCUGGCUCGUAUUCCGGAGUGGCUGGAGUACUUUGCCUCGUUGGCACGCGUGCAUGAGGGACGAGUAACACCAUUCAAGGGACCCGUGGUGAACACGCUGACUCGACUUCCACUGGGGGUUGUUGCGCAGAUCACGCCGUAUAACCACCCGUUGCUGAUUGCGACGAAAAAGAUCGGUGCUGCGCUGGCAGCAGGGAAUGUGGUGAUUGUCAAGGCAUCGGAGCGGGCACCACUGUCGGUGCUGCGACUAGGGGCUUUGUUCAAGGAAGCUGGACUGCCCGACGGCGUACUUCAGAUCAUCAAUGGGUAUGGUUACGAGACGGGGAAGUUCCUGUGUGAGAAUCCAAGACUAGCCAGGAUUGAUAUCACGGGUGGGUUGGGCACGUACAGGGCCAUUGCUGCGGUGGCAGCGCAGAACAUGGUCCCCAUUACGGCGGAACUGGGUGGCAAAGCCCCUGUGUGUUUACUCCCCAGCCUGGACGUUCAUCAAGCGGUGAAGGCGGCACUCUUUGCGAGUUUCAUUGCAAGUGGACAGACAUGCGUGACGGGGAGUCGACUGCUGGUGCAUGCGGACAUCUACGAGGAAUUCACAGCGCUGUUGGAGAGUCGGGUUCGGGCUCUGCGGGUUGGGGAUCCGUUUGACGUGCGCUCGCAGAUUGGUGCCGUCAUCUCGCGAGAGGCAGUGGAGAGAUGUGCUGGGUUUGUGCAGAGGGCGGUGCAGCAAGGAGGGAGGGUGGUUUGUGGUGGACAUGCUACAAAUAUCGAUGGGAGGGGGUUCUUCUUCGAGCCAACGAUUAUUGAAACGCGGCCUGAUUCAGACCUAGCGUGUAACGAGGUCUUUGGACCAGUAAUUGCGCUGCUGAAAUGCGAGUCUGAGGAGCAAGUGAUUCGCGUGGCGAACGGGACAUCGUUUGCUCUCGGUGCCUCAGUCUGGUCGAAUGAUUUCGCCCAGGCUCAUCGCGUGGCUGCGAAGAUCGAGGCGGGCAUCGUCUGGAUCAACGGUCAUCAUCUGAAUGAUCCGUCGUCACCGUGGGGAGGGUUCAAGGACAGCGGUAUGGGGAAGGAGAAUGGACAGGAGGCCUACGAGAGUUAUACCAAGGUCAAGAGCACGGUCAUGAAUUAUGGAGUGCCACCAGUCUGGUUCGAUGAUGAGCCUGCAGAGGCGCGAUAUGGCUAG